Messenger RNA from Cyclospora cayetanensis, 1499 nucleotides. RefSeq names its product DEAD-box ATP-dependent RNA helicase 39-like. Gene Ontology annotation, molecular function: ATP binding; RNA helicase activity; nucleic acid binding. The record is from RefSeq and is a predicted model, not a curated record. The annotation marks the transcript as partial. Lineage: Eukaryota; Apicomplexa; Conoidasida; Eucoccidiorida; Eimeriidae. The transcript has 4 exons.
AUGGCAGGCGCUGCGCAGCGCGUCGCUUUAGCCACGGCUUCUCCCUCGAACUGCUGCAGAGGGCCUAGAGUCUUGCCGCAUUACUUCGCUCCUCGCAGCACUAGCAGCAGCUGUACUGAUGAGGAUCUCAGCCUUGCCUCGAACACCACCCGUAGCAGCAGCGACAACAACAGCAACACCCCUCUCCGGAGCCGUCGGGGACGGCAGAAAGAUUUUGCCGCUGCCCCCACAGCCUCCAGCGGCAGUAGCAGCAGCAACCCAAGUAGCACGCCAAGCAGCAGUUCAGAGGGUUUGUUUGCUGCAGCGCGUCAAACCUUUGCUCAGUUUGGCUUGCCUAAGGCUCUACUCCUCCCUCUGAGUAGGAUGGGCUUGUUGCAGCCCACGGAAAUUCAGGAGAAAGCGAUUCCUCCAUUGCAACAGGGUCGAAGUCUGCUUCUCCUGGCAAGCGCUGGCAGCGGCAAGACGCUCAGCUACGUGCUUCCGCUGCUCUCUCGGCUGUAUGGACAGCUCCCUGCAGCUGCUGCGGCUGGUGGGAGGUCAGCGCAGCCUCACUGCCCUCGGCUAAUUAUCCUCGUACCUACUAGGGAACUCGCGAAGCAGAUUUACACGAGCGCGAUUUCCCCUCUCGCAGGGUUUGCGUCUGUCACGGAUAUCAGUGCCUUAAGUGGCCGCUGCGGCAGCAGCAAGGCUCGCUUGGGGGGGGCCCCCCUCGGGGGGCCCCUCUCUGCUUGCGUGUUGGCGGGAGGCGGCAGCUACGCAGCAGAGGUGGGAGCUCUGCGGAAAGGUGUCGACAUCGCGAUUUGCACGCCAGCUCGCUUGCUGCUGCAUCUGAAGAAGCGAAACGUGCUCCUCCAGCAGCUGCAGCAGCUCGUCGUCGAGGAGGCAGACACCCUGUGCGACUCUUUCUACGCGAACGAAACGCGCUUCAUUCUCAGCCUCGUCGUGCAGCAGCGUCGUCUGAUCGCCAGCAAAAGCCUCAGCGAAGGCAGCGCUGCCAACAGCAAGGCCGUUCAGCUAGUCUUCGUGGGAGCAGCCUACUCGGGGGCGCUCGCUGCAUUCUUGAGGCACUUUGAGCCUCACGGCUCAGAAACACAAUUCCUACUACAUGGCAAGGAAGACAGCAUGAGCAACAUGAGCAACAUGAGCAGCAUGAGCAACAUGAGCAACAUGAGCAACAUGAGCAACAUGAGCAACAUGAGCAGCAACAGUAGCCACGAGGAGGCCGAUCGCAGUGGCAUACGAUUAUCAGACGUGUUGGAUACAGUUGUAUGUGGCACCCUGCAUUCGGUGUCUGCGAGCUGCAAACAGCACUUCCUUCCGAUGGGUGCCUCAGGGGGCCUCCCGCAGCUUGUGGAGGCAUUGGGGGCCCCCUCCGCGCAAAUGGAGCAGACGAUCGUAUUCUGCAACACGCUUGCUGCAUGCAGGGCUGUCGACUUUUACUUGCGGGAAAGAGGCUUCCCUUGCGCCUGCUGCCACGGGGAGAUGCCCUUCGCCCUCAG